Molecule: messenger RNA, 1971 nt
Organism: Nicrophorus vespilloides
Lineage: Eukaryota; Metazoa; Arthropoda; Insecta; Coleoptera; Silphidae
Product: luciferin 4-monooxygenase-like
Exons: 5
Coding region: 266-1849 (527 amino acids)
Biological process (GO): fatty-acyl-CoA biosynthetic process; long-chain fatty acid metabolic process
Molecular function (GO): long-chain fatty acid-CoA ligase activity
Source: RefSeq, a predicted model, not a curated record
UCGAAGUCGAUCGUGAACAGUUAAAACCAUAGAUCAGAUUAGUUGAGAAACUUUCCAUGAAACGAUUUUGAGUGAAGGAGAAAUCGCGCGCUCGUGUUCUUAUUUGAUGACCGCAGAACAUGUGCAAAUUUGAUUGCUGAACAAAUCUGUUGACGAAUUGCUUUGUCAUUUUUACGUAAUUUUGAUAAGACGCGUAUCGCGUUGACGAUAAAAACGGUCAACGAAAUUGUUCUUGCGGCAGAAGAUAGAUUAACGCUGACCGAGAAUGGGUUCCACGCAGGAUGAGCUGAGGACGUUUGAAAGGUACUAUGAUCCGAUGACCAAAGUCAUUAGCAUGCCCAAAGAUGAGUUUAAGCCGGAACCGCGCGGCCUCGGCUACUGCCUUUACAGAAGCAUCCAAAGAAAUAGCAACAAAAUUGCUCAGGUUGAUUCAUGGACGAACGAAUCGUACACGUACGGAGAGUACUUGGAGAAAUGCGUGAGAACGGCGAUGGCUUUGCAAUGCGAAGGAGUAACAUCCGAAGACGUGGUGAUGAGUUGCUCUUACAACCAUUUGAACAGCUCCGUACCGUUCGUUGCCACACAUUUUAUAGGAGCCACAAGUUCCGCGACGGAUCCUAGCCAAUCCAAAGAAGACAUUGCUUAUUUACUGAAAUUGGUAAACCCGAAAGUAAUUUUCGUUUGCAAGGAAGCCGAGGAUAAGAUGACUGAGGCAAUGGUCGAAUGCAAUUCGAAAGCAAAGUUGGUGGUCUAUGGAGAGACCAGUUUCGAAUCGUGCGUCGCACCGAAAUUGGGCGAAGAGAAUUUCAAACCUUACGAAACCAAAGAUCUGAACGAAACGUGCAUCAUUCUCUUCAGCAGCGGAACCACAGGCUUACCCAAAGGCAUCACCUUAAGUCACAAGUUCGCUUUGUACCAUGCGCAUUCAACGAUGUUUCCUCCAGGGACCGGUUUUGCAAGUCUGUAUUGGUCUACGAGCACUAUCUGCACCCUAUCCUACAUCGUGUACGGCAAGAGGAGAGUUAAUCUGAGGCAUUUCGAUGCGAACACCCUUUGGGAAAUCAUCGAUAAGCACGAGAUCGAUGCGAUGUUCAUGGCCCCAUCGGACUUUAUUCGGUUGAUGCGCAAGAAACCUGAAAAUCGGACGACUUUCAUCAAAACGAUCUGCAUUGGCGGAAGCGGUAUAUGCAAGGAUUUUCUUGAAGAAGCGAAGAUGAAGUUGCCAACGACGAAAGUGCUCUUCGGUUACGGAUUGUCGGAACUGUACUCCGUCUUCUGUCCGAUCAAUCAUAAAUCGGGAAGCGUCGGAAUCCCGUACAAAGGGAAAUCUUACAAAAUAGUUGAUAUUGAAACAGGAGAUAAUGUUGGGUUCAAUCAAACGGGUGAACUUUGCGUUAAAACCGAAUGGGUUUCGAACGGAUAUUACAGGCAAGACUCAUCGUCCGUAUGGGAUGAUGAGGGUUACCUGAAGACCGGAGACGUCGUGUAUUACGACGAGGAUUUCUGCUUCUACGUUGUCGACAGGAUAAAGGAGAUGUUCAAGUAUAGAUCGUGGCACAUAGUUCCAGCUAAAAUCGAGACGAUAAUCCUGAAGCAUCCGGGUAUCGAUUUGUGCGGAGUCGUCGGCAUUCCGCAUCCUGAAGACGACUGUCACGCUCUGGCUGUUGUCCAGCUGCGAGAGGGCAGCGAUCUUUCGCCGGAGGAGAUCAAAGAGUUCGUCGAGAGGCAGGUGGAUGACAGGCACAAGCUCAGGGCCGGCGUGAGGAUCAUGGAUAAACUGCCUCUGACGCCAUCCGCGAAGAUAAGGAGACGAGAUUUGGUAACAAUGUAUGUGAAUGGAGAAAUAUGAUGAUCUGCACUAUUACCUUAGGACUGUCGCGUGAUAUUCGCGACAUCUGCGUCACGCAUUUUUACAAUUAAUGAUAUUGUUGUUUAUCGCUCAAAACGUUAAAUUAUUGUUAUUUAAAAAAU